AUGGAUCAGGAAACAGCACAAGCUUUAUUUAAUAAAGGUGCUUUUUUGUUAUUUUUGAAUGCACCUGAAGGGUUGGAGUUUGGAAUAGAUUAUAAUUCAUGGCAAACAGGUCCACGAUUUAAAGGCGUAAAACUCAUUCCCCCGGGAUUACAUUUUGUUUAUUAUAGUACUUCAGAUAAAUCUGGUACAUCUGGUCUUAGAAGUGGUUUCUUUAAAUUUUAUGAGUCAAAGGAGGUAGUGAUCAAAUAUUGGGAUCCUCAGAUAGAAGAUGUAAAGAAAGAUGAUGAAACCGAUUCAGAACAAAUUGAGCAUUUAAAAUUAGACAUGCGCGAAUUUGAUCCAUUUCUUGGCACAUAUCCACUAACGCCGUCAACAGAUUGGAAAAAAUGGGUUAAUUUAACAAAUUAUAUAACAUAUCCGUUGAUUUCUCGUAUAUUACCUAACGAAGGAAAGAUGAAUAACGUUUCAUCGUCGACCGUAGAUGAAGAUGAGUUACUAAACAUUAAAGGAUCAUCGAAGUUUCAGGAGGAUAUUAUUCUUUUUACAAAAUUUGACCUAAAAAAAAGUUGGAGAACUGGUGCUGUGGGGGAAGAGAUAACGAAAUAUAGUCAGGAUAAAAGUUGGCUGUUGUGCGAGCUUCUUACUUCUAUUUAUAAAAAUGGAAAGUUUUAUGUUUGUCAAGCGAUUUUAGGUGAACUUCAACUGUCUUUUGUGUGUUUACUGAUAGGACAAAAUUUUGCAGGAUUUACUCAAUGGAAGAAUUUAGUGCAGUUGGUUUGUUUGUGUAAAGAAUCAAUUAAUACCUAUUCUACGACGCUUUUUUCUGAAUUUCUCGAUGUACUAAAUCUUCAACUUGAAGAAUGUCCGCCUGACUUUUUUCGAGAUGUUAUUUCUGAAGAUAAUUUUCUUUCGCAUGUUUUAAAGAUUCUAGGCAAGACCAUUUCAGAUUUGCCAACACAAUCUUCAUCUACUGAACUAAAAUUAUUACGACGUCGAUUUAACAAGUUCCGAGGAUUUCUCGGUCAGCAAUUUCGAUUAGAACUGUCAAUUGAUGAUGACGAAGAGGAAGGAGAGUAUGCUCCUGUCGUUGUAGAAUUACCGGAUGAUAAUAUAAUAAGCAAUCAAUGA
This is a messenger RNA of Cetraspora pellucida, 1128 nucleotides long. Lineage: Eukaryota; Fungi; Glomeromycota; Glomeromycetes; Diversisporales; Gigasporaceae. The record is from the annotation of a GenBank genome assembly.